AUGGUGCCCGAUCCCGCCGCCGCCGCCACCCUGGCGGCGGCUGACGCGGUGCCGUUCUCGCGUCUAGUGUGGUGGUCAACCAUCCCCGUCAUCAAGGUCUUCAUAAUGGGCCUCUGCGGCGCAGCGCUCGCGCGGCAGGGCGUCCUCGAUUCCGACGGCCGCCGCAUCCUCAGCCGCCUCACCUUUGUGCUCUUCACGCCCUGCCUCACAUUCGACAAGCUGGCGCCAGUGCUUUCCGCCGACAACCUCCUGAAAUGGAUGCCGCUGCCCAUAAACGUGGCGCUCAGCGUCGCCGUCGGCCUCGCGCUCGGCGCGGCCCUGGCGCCCGCUGCGCCGCCCUGGUUCCGGCGCCACGUGGUGGCCGCUACUGGGCUGGGCAACGUGGGCAACCUGCCGCUCGUGCUGGUGGCAGCGCUGGUACACGAGGCGGGCGGCAGCUUAGGGCAGGACGCAACUGUGGAGAGGGGGGUGGCCUAUGUGGCUCUGGGCAUCGUCGUCGCCAACUUCUCACACUUGUGA
Messenger RNA from Monoraphidium neglectum, 519 nucleotides. RefSeq lists its product as hypothetical. Bases 1 to 519 code for a protein of 172 amino acids. The record is from RefSeq and is a predicted model, not a curated record. Lineage: Eukaryota; Viridiplantae; Chlorophyta; Chlorophyceae; Sphaeropleales; Selenastraceae. Gene Ontology annotation, biological process: endoplasmic reticulum to cytosol auxin transport. Gene Ontology annotation, cellular component: membrane. The transcript is spliced from 4 exons.